AGCAAGCAAAACAACUGCUGUUUGAAACACGUCUCUCUAGCUACUCUCGCGUGCGUUCCAUCCAAGAAGAUGCAUCGUGUUUUUAAUGCAGUGAUGGCCGCCGAAAGAGAAAUUGGACAGAUAGGCAGAGCCCUGCAAUCGGUAGGACAGCGUGUGGAGUCAGCUUUCCAGUCAAGAGAUGAGAUCAUUGCGAAAGAAUCCCCAGAGUUGCGACUGGUGGCCGUCACCAAGACUAAACCCAAAGAGAUGGUGAUCGAAGCCUACAAAUAUGGACAGAAGAACUUUGGAGAAAACUAUGUUCAAGAACUGGUUGAGAAAUCCCACGACGACGAGUUACAAAAAGCCUGUAAUGACAUCAGGUGGCACUUCAUCGGUCAUUUACAAACCAACAAAGUGAAGAAAGUCCUUGAGUCGCCAAACUUGUACAUGGUAGAAACAGUGGACUCCAUGAAGCUAGCCAACGAGAUCAACAAGACAUGGGAGAGGCUAAACAAGGGUCACAGGUUAAAGGUCAUGGUGCAAAUCAACACAAGUCGAGAAGAACAAAAACAUGGUGUUCCCACGUCAGAAUGCUGCAACCUAUACGACCACAUCAGACAGCAUUGUCAAGCUCUUGACGUUGUUGGUAUUAUGACAAUCGGUGCCUUUGAUCACGACCUGAGUAAAGGUCCCAACCCCGACUUCCAGGCUCUUAUUAAGUGCCGUGAGGACAUUUGUAGUACGUUUAGUCUCCCCAAGGAGUCAAUUGAGCUUAGCAUGGGGAUGUCCAAUGACUUUGAACAUGCAAUUGAAAAUGGCAGUACUAACAUCAGAGUCGGCAGUACAAUAUUUGGGGCUCGCACAUACAAAACCAAACCAGAAACCGUCAAAACGAAAUCUGUCGACAAAGCUCACGAGGACACGGCUUCGAGAAGUGACCAGGAGAGGAGUGUUUUCGUCACUGGUAUGGCGGAGCUUUCUCUCUAGAACACUCAAAAUUGCAGCGUUGAAGUUUUUGCUUCGAUUGUCGCUUUGGAAGAUUCAACUCUCAAAGGAUACCCACCGGAUCUGGAAUCCGUCGAACUCCUCCCCUUCGCUAAUGAGACUGACAUCUACGUUGUCUUCAUCAAAGUUAACAUCACGCAGGAUCAGUGUUCACCACUGUGUGCCACAGAAGUGAAACCUUUUCAUGUUUUGUAGGUUGUUUUUGUCAUGCUGAUAUUGACUGGGAAAAAAAGGGUAAACUGUAAAUGGUAAGUAUAAAGCCCUAACUUGUAAUGCACUUACCAGAGGCACUGUACUUGGCUUCUACGUUUCAACGUCAGUCUUGUUCUGUCUUAAUGGUCUAUUCCUCAAGAGAACUUGGCAAACUCCCACAAGGGGAUAUAAACGCCAAGCUGGCAAUGGUCAAUCUCUCAAUGAUUAUGAGUUGCACAGAUCCAGUAAGUGGAAGUAUGUAUUCUAGUCCUUGUGAAAUUAGUGGCAAGCUUGGUAAAAUUCGAACUGACAACCUUAUGAUUGCAAGUCCUGCAGUCUAACUACUGGACCACAGUCACCUCUGAAAUUGUCGUCCUCGUUGUGUGAUAAGGACAAACAAUCCAAUUUUGGUGAUUUGUUAUCAGAAAAUGCCAUCUACAUCUCAUCGUGUGAUUGGAAGAAGAACAAGGCUUUAGCAUUCAAUGUGCAAAAGUAUGUUUCAGAAAAGUUUGAUGUUUUUUUUGUUGUUGCCAUUAUUAAGUCAUUUUAAGGUACAUGUAGAAGGAAAUUCUGCAUGGGAAAUGAGAAAAUGGUGUCCUUCGGCUCGGGUCCGGGGAACUUCUAGCAACAACAAAAACGCAACAGUCAUGCAAUAUUAUUUUAAUUGUCAUAAUCCAUUUUUUGCUUAUGACCUGG
Asterias rubens (European starfish) is the source of this 1872-nucleotide messenger RNA. RefSeq names its product pyridoxal phosphate homeostasis protein-like. The transcript is spliced from 7 exons. Gene Ontology annotation, molecular function: pyridoxal phosphate binding. NCBI's taxonomy places the organism in Eukaryota, Metazoa, Echinodermata, Asteroidea, Forcipulatida, Asteriidae. Bases 70 to 966 code for a protein of 298 amino acids. Gene Ontology annotation, cellular component: intracellular anatomical structure. The record is from RefSeq and is a predicted model, not a curated record.